This is a messenger RNA of Parastagonospora nodorum SN15, 1617 nucleotides long. RefSeq lists its product as hypothetical. Gene Ontology annotation, cellular component: nucleus; CAF-1 complex. Bases 1 to 1617 code for a protein of 538 amino acids. The transcript has 3 exons. Lineage: Eukaryota; Fungi; Ascomycota; Dothideomycetes; Pleosporales; Phaeosphaeriaceae. Gene Ontology annotation, biological process: nucleosome assembly. The record is from RefSeq and is a predicted model, not a curated record.
AUGGAGGAUCCAACCCCGCCCACUCCUGUCCCCCAGAAACGCCCAUUGGAUGGCACGACCUCGAACCUGCCGUCUCAACGCCCGUCAAGGCAAUUAAGAAGGAGGCAAAGGCGAAGGCCCGAGCGGAGAAGAAAGCACAGAAGGAGGGCUGAAGAUAAGCUCAAAGAAGAAGAGAAGCAGAAAAAGGCCGACGAGCGAGAGGAGAAGCGGCGACAAAAAGAGGAAGAGCAACAGCAGAAGGAGGAGGAGAAGGCCAAGAAAGAGCGUUCGCAGAUGAAGCUCAACGCCUUUUUUCGCGAAGCCGAAGGGAACUGGGUGUCAGCCCCUGGAAAGGUCUUCGGUAGAGUCCUCCCAGAAACCCACCCCUGUCCACAGCAUCAUUAUUACCCAGUACCAUCAGGGGCUGCCACUAACUCAGCCCCUCCGUCUCCGACAGAAGAACAUUUGUCAAUGAACGCACAAUCCGACUAUGACCGAUACUUCCUGCCGUUCAACCUGCCCGCACACACCAUACUAGCCCCUAAGAACUCUUUCAUGGAGGACUCUGAUAAGAUGCAAGCUGCUCGAGCCCGCCUCGACAAGCUCAUCGCGCGAGAAGAUGCUGCUAUGGAGCCGAUUACUUCACAACACCUGAAGUCGGCACUUCCAUCUUUAGGUCGUAGGGGCAUGAAGACCUCAUCUAUUGUCGAAGUUGUCGAGUGUGUCAAUCGCUCGUCCGAUCAGCCAAUCGACUUGACCGACGACACUAUUGCGAGCCGCGAAAAGCCACUGGACAUGUUGAUGCAAAUUCCGAUGAAGUACAUACACUUUGGAGAGGACGUGCGUCCGCCAUACUAUGGAACCUACACAAGGUCAUACACCGAAGUGCAAGCCGCAAGACUCGCUAGAAAGCCCGUCUCCCGUUUGCGCCAGGACACCAAUUAUGAUUACGACUCUGAGGCUGAAUGGGAAGAACCUGAAGAGGGUGAGGACCUUGAUUCCGAAGGUGACGACGAUCUCGAGGAGGAAGCAGAAGACGACAUGGACGGGUUCCUCGACGACGAGGAAGACCCACAGGUCAAGAGACGCCUCAUUAGUGGUGAUUUACAGCCUGUCAGCACCGGUCUAUGCUGGCAGGAUGGACACGGUGUGUCUAGACUCAACGACGGAUCCGACGCAAUCUGUACCGAUUUCCGAGAAUUUUCGAUGGGCUUCCUGCUCCAGCCGCAACCACAUGCCAUCGAUCCGUUCUCAACCUCAUACUGGACUCCAGAGCCUUUUGCCUCAACCCUGCCGGCAAACAAAGAUUGCGCUGGUGGUAACAUGAAUCCUCCCCGAGUGCCUCUCGCGCAGCGCACUAUGAACGGCCUCCUAAACACUUUCAAUUCUCCACAACAAGCACCAUCGGGAACUGCAUCGAAGCCAGCAAAAGCAAAGCGGAUGAUACCGCCUGAACAGCUGCAGGCUUUCAAGGCCGAGAUCGACGGCAAGGACCUCACUAAGAUUGGCAUGGUCGAAGCGCUGAAGAAAAUUUUCCCGAAACUUCCGAAAGACGCUAUCACCAAUACCCUGAGCGUCGUUGCGGCACGGGUUGGGCCCACCGAGAAGGAGAAGCGAUGGGUGCUCAUCAACACCUGA